Molecule: messenger RNA, 5022 nt
Organism: Mobula hypostoma (lesser devil ray)
Lineage: Eukaryota; Metazoa; Chordata; Chondrichthyes; Myliobatiformes; Myliobatidae
Product: draxin-like
Exons: 7
Coding region: 136-1311 (391 amino acids)
Biological process (GO): axon guidance; Wnt signaling pathway
Cellular component (GO): extracellular region
Source: RefSeq, a predicted model, not a curated record
CGACCUCCACACACCCCCAUUCCUAUCUUCAUUUCUACUUUACUGUAUCUCUUGUGACAUUUCUCUAUUCGUUCUGUUCGUGCCCGCCCCUGUCUAUCGCUGACAUCAUAGUCGCGAACGCGCCCGGGAGCGCGGAUGCUUAUUCCUUUCCCAGUCUGGGAGAUAUUGAAUCUUCGGUUCUAUCGGGUUGCCGGAGUGGCAGCUCUCUGUGCCCUGAGCCCAAGAAACAGACAGCUUAAUCGUACAAAGAAAAUGGCUCAGUGGUACCUCACGCCUCCUUUCCUCCUCAUCUUGGUUUUUGACGUUCUGAGCCAGGUCUGUGCUCUGGAGGCCGACUCCAGGGAUAAGAAGAGCUCACUGCAGCCACCCGACACCGACCACAGUCUGAAGAGGCACGACUCUUGGCCAGACCUGCCCAGAGCAGGCCGCAGACACGGCGUACUGAGGAAGGAGAAGGCCAGCACUAUGGUGACCAGAGUGAUGGAGGCCGGGAGACCCGAUGAAGACGGCGUAGGACUGGAGAGCCUUACACCAGUGCGUGUGGAGACAGACAGCCUAGAGAGAGCAGCCAUGCUGGAGGAGGGAGCAGGGGAUCAAAGUGGCCAGUUUUAUCCCCGAGAGUUAGAAAAUUACCGGACGGUGGAAUCCGCAAAUAAAGGGAGAAAACACAGCCGAGAUCACAAGAAGCAAAAUCGGAGAGAGCGAGGACGACAUAACAAGGCAUUGAAAGUCUCAGGAACUGAGUUAAUUCCAUCCGUAAGGGAUCUACCAGAAAGCAAGGUGAUGGAUGAACUUUCUACUAUGCCCCUGCCUAUGUCCAGUGCAAUUGUGACCAGUACGUUGCUGACCACCAUUACAACCGAGGAAGUGCCAGCGGUAAAGCCUAGACAGCAAACAAAAGAGCAGGCCAGAGCAAGAACUGUCGCCGAGGUAAACCCUACUCUCGACAUGACGCUCUUUGAUUGGACAGAUUAUGAAGAUAUGAAGCCAGAUAUGUGGCCUUCAACAAAGAAGAAAGACAAGCGUCGCAGUAAGAACCUGAGUAACGGGAACAUCACAUCCCAGGCUGAAGCAGACCCAUGUGAUCAUCACCUCGACUGCCUGCCUGGUUGGUGCUGUGAUCUCCGGCAGCACAUCUGUAAAGCCCAUAACCGGGGCCUCAAUAACAAGUGUUACGAUGACUGCAUGUGUGCAGAAGGUUUCCGCUGCUACGCCAAGUUCCACCGGAAUCGGAGAGUGACCCGAAGACGAGGGCGGUGUGUGGAGCCAGAUUCGGUCAAUAUUGAUCACGGAUCAUUCAUUACGGUCUAAAGGGACUUAACAAGGAAUCCUGCUUAAUUAGUCCAAGCAACCAGUUAAGAAAUAAUCUCAAAGUCAACAGCAGCUAAAAUCUUGAUGAUUCCAACGUAUGCCUAAUAUACCAUGUCACGUCAAAGCUGCCAGGAAUAUAAUCAUUCCCUUAUCAAGACAGUGACCACUGUCAAACUCAUACCCAAAACCCUGACACUACAAUCAGUAUUCCUCCUUUCCCUAAUGUAAAUCAAUACCAUCUGGGACCUAAUUAUUGCCAGCCAAUCACAACCAAUACUUCACUGUGACAGAUAAACUAAACUCAAAAACACAAGGGAUUCUGCGAAUGCUGGAAAUCCCGAGCAAUACACACUAAAUGCAACUUAAACUCUGUUUCUCAUAAUUAUAACUGUAUUCCCUCUCUGGUCCAAUUCAAUACUUCCCAUUCAUGCCGAGUACUCUAUCAUAGCAAUUCAGCAUCCCCUCUUGUACUCGGUGCAUAUUAAUCCAUUACCGUUUGCUCUUGCCUCGUUAUCACUUCACUUUCAUACAGUGAUAGUGGUCAAUCACUACAACUUUCAUACAGUGAUAGUGGUCAAUCACUACAACUUUCAUACACCGUUACUUGUUAUUUUUGAUAGUCUGUUUGUGCCUGUCAUGUCUAAUGCUAAAAUUAAUAUUAAUAUUUGUAUGCAAUGUUUUAUAAAAAAAAAUCUAAAUGCCAUUUAGCAAAUGCUUUAAUAAUAUCCUGAAUCCACUAACGAUGCAUAUCACGCUGCCAACAUUUAUUUCCUAGGAGACUCACUACACGACUUUCAAUCGGCUUCCACCUUAUACCACCCUCCCCAGGCAUUGCCUUUCUCCUAAAAACUGCUGCAUCUUUGAUGGCGCAAAUGCCCUCUGCAUAAACAUCCUCACUGGGAUAUUGUUGCCAAUGUGAUUUCUGGAGGUGCUCUUUAUUGUAUCAGCUCAACAAAUGCCCACUAGAGGGCUUUCAUUGCGGCUGCAUUAGAAUCGGCUCUUUAAAGUAAAAAUUGGCUCUGCCCCAAUCCUAACCUGCAAUCAACUUUAAUCGUGGCAUUAUGUGCACUUAAUCCAUCUGAAACUACCAGCCUAAUUCUACAUCUUGCCAAUUUUGACUAAGCCUCCGCGGAUGUUGUAUCUGUUGGCACCUUUCCCGAGCGAUGGCUUGUCAUGUGUGGUUUAUAACUGAGGGACUACUUGACUGUGGAAUGCUAUAUUGUUGAGCUCUGCCUUGUUCUCAUCUGACAACCGGGUUCCCUGCUGAGUGAGAAACACUAAGUUAUAAUCCUCUCCCUAAUCAAAGCGUGCUCAGACCAUGACGAUGUAGUGAUAAUGGGACUGUACGCAUAACAUAAACCUAUUUAUUAAUUCAUGGGCUGACAUCAGGUACAUGGUAAUAACAGAUUUGUCGGUGUCAUUCCAGGGAGAAGGGCUGCUGCUUCCCAGUCUAGUGAUCAAGUGACUUCCAUUUCAGAAUAAGUGGCUCACUCAAUUAUUGUGAAAGAGGUCCAGUUAUAGUUAUAUAUGUCACUAGUUAUAGAAACUAACCACAAACUCAGGGCAUGCUGAAUUUCAAACACAAGGAAAAAUCACAGCUGCUCGCUCGUCAUUUUUGUUGAUGUUUGAUUGAAGCACGUCACCAGAUACUCUCCCUCAUUGAGCUUGUUAAUGCAGACUCUGUGUAACCUUUGGUAUCACAAUUAAAGGAGUGUGAUCCUUUAGGGAAAAACGGGCCCCUCCUGUUUACAGAACAACGUGUUAAUUUCUGUUGCUGAAUAUAUUUAACAAUGAAUUUCUGUCCUACCUUGAUUCAAGAAUCCUUUAUCACUUUGUCAUAUUUGUAAUAAUCAGGAAAGGGUUAUUGUUUACAAAUACUGAAAUCAAUCAUUAGAUUAGCUAAGAACAGAAACUCACUACGUCAUGUUUAAGCAGUGUAUGAAAAAGUAUCUGCAUUUUUAUUUCUGUCUUUUAUUUCAGCAUUAAAUUAACUCAUUUCCUGUCACUCAAAUAUAUUAGUAAUCUACAUGCGAAAUUCUUCAAAUUAUCGCUUGUGACAUUGUAAAGUCUAUGAAUCUUUUACAGAAAUGGUCUGGUAAGGAGCGUGACAGUUGUACUCCAUUUCUCACUAACUGCAAUUCAUUUCAGCCACUCUCCCGUAUUCUCAGCUGAUAUAGAGUCAGCGUUACCAUCUGAUAAUCUACAGGAGUAGCUCUCCCACCCCAACUACAUUCUGAAUUUCCCGCAUAGACAUGCUAGUGGAUUAUUUUAUUCCAUAAUCAACCUUUUGGCAGUGUUAUUUUCAUUCUGCUUGUAUUAGGACAGUUUAAUAAAGAUAUCAUUGGAAACAGAGUGCAUGAUGUGACAAUCUCUAUCCAUGAAUAACUGAAGUGAAAAAUAUCACCUAUUGUUAUAAUUAUUUUGCUUGCCAUAUUUUUUAUUAUUAUAUUAUUUUACAGCUAUUCUGUGUCAAGCUGUUAAAUAUAUAUAAACAUUAUUUUUUAUCAAGAUCAGUAAAGGAUGGACAAUAAACAAUGGUCUUGGCAGGAAUUCAUCUUUUCCAUGAAUUAAUUUAAAAAAGUAUUAUUUGGGUUACAUUGCAAGUCUUAGACUAUUGCUUGUCAUUUUUAAAGUCACAUUGUUCUUCAAACAUAUUUAGAUCAGUUGUUAAGAGUUAUAAUGUGCAUCAUUUUAUUUUAGUUAUACUGCUUGCUUAAAGUUAAUUAUAGUUUUUUCAUUGUUACAUUUUUGACAGUUAUACUUAUUGCAUGUGAAUUUAGUGACGUAAUGGUAUCAUCAAAAUUUUCGCUUCCUUUUUUAUAUUUAAUUUUUAACUUUGCUUCACUUGAAAUUAUUGGACAGCCAAUAAAUAUCACGAAAAGAAAGUUUCGGCACAGUUCAUCAUAGAUCUCAUUUUAGAGUGAAUUCCUUCCAUAAUUGCAUUUUGAUGGAAAUAAUGCUGAAAUGCCAGGUAUUCCUCGUUGUAAAGCUCGGCAGGAAUUAAGCAAAAGCUUUCAGGGAAAGCAGACCUGGAUAAGGACUGCUGGCCUUGUCAGUGAGACCUGUUUUCCUAAAAUUAAUAUAUUUUGGGAAAUAAAUGGUCUGAACAAGUUCAACAGUGAGUAUAAUCAAAUAGUUUCAGAUUUUAACAGCAUCUUGGUCUAAAGCCAAUUGCCUGAGCUCCUGUGUAUCAUUGCAGGUGUCCAAAGCACAUAAGCUGUUUCAUCAAUGAACUUCCCCAAAACCUAAGGGCAGAGGUGGGGGCGUUCAUUGAUAAUUGGGUUAUGCUCUCCUUCCUUCACAGUUCUUCAUUUGGGGUUGUCUAUUCCUUGCGUGAAGCAACACUUGGAUGGCAUUCAUGAAUGGACGAAUAACGUUUACACCGAAAAGAUGCUCGGUAGUGAACAUUGAUGCUCGUUGUCUUGAGUGAAUCUUCUUCAAAGAGUGCAGAAGACGUUUAUUUCUACUGGGGUUCAAAUUCUCUACUCUCCCCACUUCCGCUGGGGCCCAUCCUGGCCCCAUUUUCGGAAUGACAGAUCAUCGGAACACGGGUUACUUGUCCUGAUCAACCUUCACAUUACAUGGAAAAACUUCAGAGGCCUGAUUUUCCACUUUUCCGAUCUAUAAACCAGAAACGGAUUCUCGCCCCGGUCUGUGCAGAGCUGAUUGGGUAUAACUGCCGUCAAUCAAGUUUGGCGCCCACAAUGCUGG